AUGGCGAAACCUUCCAAUUUGAAGGCUUACACUAUUGCACUUGUCUUGGCUUUACCAUUCGUUGUCUGGAUUUUGUGGACUACAGACUCCGUGAAUGUCGCGAGUCCCAAAACACCUUCUCAGUACCUAGAAGGAACUAUCGAGGCCCGCGUCAAUGAUAUACUCGCAAGCACCCCGCUAAUAGAUGGUCACAAUGAUCUCGCAUAUUUCAUUCGUUGGGCUCACAACAAUCGCUUGUACCUCGACAACUUCACCCAGCCAUUUGAGGGAGGAACGCUUGGUGGAGAAGUCGACCUUCGCAGGCUUCGCCAGGGGCUUUCCGGUGGAGCCUUCUGGUCUACCUUUGCGGACUGUCCAACGGAAGGUUACUCGUUGGAGUAUUAUGCCGAAGCACUUGCUACCACCGAGGCCGCCAUCGAUGUGAUCCACAGGAUCUACACAAGAUAUCCAGACAUAUUUGCCAGACCGAGUAACAGCUCAGACGCGCUCGCGAUCUUUAAGUCCGGUCGGAUCAUCUCGCCUCUGGCAGUGGAAGGUCUUCACCUGGUUGGGGACUCAUACACUAAGUUACGGAGCUACCAUGCAAGUGGAGUGCGCCUCAUAACGCUCACACACAACUGUCACAACUCCUACGCAGAUUCAGCGCUGGUGAUGACAGAUGGAAAACUUGGACCAUCGCAACCCCACUGGGGAGGUGUCAGUAAGGCGGGACAAGUUCUUGUGCGCGAGAUGAACAGACUAGGUGUCAUCGUCGACCUGAGCCACACAUCGGCUGACACAAUGCGCGCUGCACUAGGAGCGGGCAACAGAGAUGACGACGAAUCCGAGCGGUGGGAGGGUACCUUGGCUCCACCUAUUUUCAGUCACAGUAGCGCUUUCGCUCUUUGUCCACAUCCUCGAAAUAUCCCCGAUGAUGUUCUGCAGCUCUUAAAGGAGCAGGAUGGUGUUGCUAUGGUCACUUUCUCUCCCGACUUCGUCAGCUGCGAGUGGCCGGACGGGCAUCCCGUCGAAGGCCAAUUGCCCCAGAGAGUCGACGCAAAUCUCACCAUACCACAGAUUGUUCGUCAUAUGCGUUACAUCGGGGACUUGAUAGGUUACGAGCAUGUCGGCAUCGGGAGUGAUUUCGACGGCGUUCCAUUUGUCAUUGAAGGACUAGAAGACGUCUCAAAAUACCCCUCGCUAGUUGCGGAAAUGCUACGACAGGGCAUCAGUGAUGAAGUGGCCCGGAAAAUUGUGGGAGGAAAUCUGUUGCGGGUUUGGGGAAAAGUCGAUGAGGUAGCUGCGCAACUGCAGGCCGAGGGUGCCUUACCUGCAGAGGACGGCCUUCCACCUCUGGAUGAUCCGUGGAGAGAUGAUCCGUGA
Messenger RNA from Didymosphaeria variabile, 1362 nucleotides. RefSeq lists its product as uncharacterized. The transcript has 3 exons. The record is from RefSeq and is a predicted model, not a curated record. NCBI's taxonomy places the organism in Eukaryota, Fungi, Ascomycota, Dothideomycetes, Pleosporales, Didymosphaeriaceae. Gene Ontology annotation, molecular function: metallodipeptidase activity. The coding region runs from base 1 to 1362 and encodes 453 amino acids. Gene Ontology annotation, biological process: proteolysis.